AUGUCGCUGUGGUUGGAACGCUGUAUAACCGGGUAUUUCCAGCUUUUUGGACUGGUUUGCGGAUGGAGUGGGAGUCGAUUGGGACGCCUGUUGGGCAGUAGUUUCCUGGUCCUAAUACUUAUCGAACUGUUCGUUCAAAUAUGGCAUUACUUUAAGGGGGACAUUCAGUAUGGCGAGUCACUGUCCGCGUACUUUGUGAAAACCAUCCAGGGCGUAAAUCUGGCCUACAACAUGAUACAUGCAUGGAUUGUCCUCACGGCUUUGCUCCAAUGUCAUCGAGUUCGUCGACUGCUGGAGCAACUGCCUCUGGUCAGGGCCACCGGCAUCAUGUACAGCCAUCUAUUCCUAGAGCUUCUGCUGGUCGUUUGUAACUUGGCUUUGAUCAGCAAUGAGAGCAAUAGGAAUUGGGAAAAUCUGCAGUAUGCCUUUAGUCUGCAAGCAGUUCGUGCUCGUUAUCUGGAAGUGAUGCUGCUGGUGGAUCGGUUGGAUGACCAGGUGGAGCAACUGUAUCACAAGGUUAUAUCUGGAUGCACGGAUUACAAAACUCUCAGAUCGGAAUACGCCCAUCUGGCCAAAGUGUCGCGCACUAUAUCGCAAAUCUAUGGCCCUUCGCUGCUCCUGCUGAAUGUCAUUUGCCUGGGCGACUGGAUCAUCGUCUGCAAUGUGUACUUCAUGGUCGCAUACCUGGAGUCAAUGCCCGCCUCCUGGUUCAUCUUCGCCCAGGUAAUGUUUGUGGUGCUGCCCACUCUCAUCAAGGUUUGGACCAUGUGCGCCGCCUGCCAUCGAUGUGUGGCAAAGUCCAAGCUUUUGAAGGAGCAACUUAAGGAUCGGCCAGGACAGACGCCUACGGAAAGAAGUCAAAUUGAGGACUUUGCCUUGCAGAUCAUGCAGGAUCCCAUAAAAUUUGAUGUCUGCGGUAUCUAUCACCUCAACCUGCAGACUUUGGCAGGGAUGUUCUUCUUCAUUCUGGAAGCUCUCGUUAUAUUCCUGCAGUUCGUGUCCCUCGUCAGGCCGUAG
Molecule: messenger RNA, 1017 nt
Organism: Drosophila rhopaloa
Lineage: Eukaryota; Metazoa; Arthropoda; Insecta; Diptera; Drosophilidae
Gene: Gr9a
Product: putative gustatory receptor 9a
Exons: 3
Coding region: 1-1017 (338 amino acids)
Biological process (GO): sensory perception of taste
Cellular component (GO): membrane
Source: RefSeq, a predicted model, not a curated record